Messenger RNA from Halteromyces radiatus, 1065 nucleotides. RefSeq names its product kinase-like domain-containing protein. Gene Ontology annotation, biological process: intracellular signal transduction; protein phosphorylation. The transcript has 3 exons. The coding region runs from base 1 to 1065 and encodes 354 amino acids. Gene Ontology annotation, molecular function: protein serine/threonine kinase activity; ATP binding. Lineage: Eukaryota; Fungi; Mucoromycota; Mucoromycetes; Mucorales; Cunninghamellaceae. The record is from RefSeq and is a predicted model, not a curated record.
AUGAAACGGAUCUUGACGAAUUAUUCUUUUGUUCGACGUUCUUCAUCAUCACGUUCAUCUUCUUCUUCUUUACAUCAUCAUCAUAAAGCGGAACCUCUUCAACUUCAAGAUCGAUAUCAAGAUUAUCGUAAAGGGAAAGUUAUUGGACAAGGAGCCACAGCCAUGAUUCAAUUGAUGGAAAUCCCACAUUGUCCAGCAUGGAUUCCUUUGGAAAAAACUCAACAGUCAAAUAAGAAAACCGUGGUGGCUAUCAAACAAUUCCGAAAACGAGACCGAGAUGAAACCGAAAAGGAUUAUCAAAAACGCAUGACAAGUGAAUUUUGUAUCAGUAAAGCCAUUCGCCAUCCUCAUAUUGUGGAAAUGUUUGAUUUAGUUAAAGAUCAUAAGAAUCGUUGGUGUACUAUUAUGGAAUAUUGUUCGGGAGGGGAUGUAUUUACUAUUCUUUCUUAUUUUGAUCUUGAAGAUAAUGAAAUUGAUUGUUUAUUCAAACAACUUUUAUUGGGUUUGGAUCAUAUGCAUCAAUGUGGUGUAGCUCAUAGGGACAUCAAACCGGAAAAUUUGGUAAUGACAGCCGAAGGAGUAUUGAAGAUCACUGAUUUUGGUGUGGCGGAUGUGAUUCAAUCAUGUUUCGACAAGACAGCUAGAACAAGUCAAGGUAAAUGUGGAUCGGAACCUUACUGGCCACCGGAAUUAUUCUCGAGUCCAUCUGACUAUAAUGGUAAGGCACUGGAUGUGUGGAGCGUGGCGGUGACCUGGCAUUGCAUGACAUACCGACAAAUCCCGUUUUUACAAGCUAACCGGACGGACCCGAAAUACUGUGAUUAUGUGGAUGGUCAACGACAACAACGUUCUUGGUUACCUCUCUCGAAUUGUACAAAAGAUGAAAAGGAUUGUUUGUAUGGUCUGUUUGAUCCUGAUCCCCAACAACGUUGGACUAUCCGUCAAUGUCUCGAAUCCCCUUGGUUACAAGCCAUCCAAAUUUGUCAUCAUCAUGGACCUUCCUACCAUCGACAUCAUUUGAAAGAUGACAAGGAUCAUAAACUGGCAAAGAAGAAGAAACAAUAA